Molecule: messenger RNA, 1316 nt
Organism: Gamsiella multidivaricata
Lineage: Eukaryota; Fungi; Mortierellomycota; Mortierellomycetes; Mortierellales; Mortierellaceae
Product: 3-methyl-2-oxobutanoate hydroxymethyltransferase-like protein
Exons: 2
Coding region: 159-1316 (385 amino acids)
Biological process (GO): pantothenate biosynthetic process
Cellular component (GO): mitochondrion
Molecular function (GO): 3-methyl-2-oxobutanoate hydroxymethyltransferase activity; magnesium ion binding
Source: RefSeq, a predicted model, not a curated record
AAGGUUGCCUUCCCAACAACCGAAAGCGCAAAGCUUCUUUUUUCCUCUUCUUUAGACUACACUGCAGCCACAGUGACAGAAACAACAGCUCCUCAUCGCCCAAAAGGCCUUCUUCGGUUCACUUCAUUCCUCUUCACCACUGGCACAUCCACAGGAAAAUGACAACGCCGACAAGGACAGCACUCGCUCAGCUCAGGAGUGGCAUUGCAAGGAGCAUCCCUCGAUCUGCUAUCGGCGCAUGCUCCUCGUUGAGGCCACAAAUAUCACACUACCACCGCCACUCCACAGCACAACCAAACUCAAUAACAACAGCAGUAAAAACAAACCCAUCAUCAUAUCUACAGAAGCGAGCCUACAGCUCUAGACCUCCUGAAGCAGAGCACCACCAUCACCAUGUUCGAGCAAAAGUCACCCUGGCAACCCUCCGCAAGCUCUACAAACGCCGGGAGCCCAUCACCGUCAUGACCGCCCACGACUUCCCGACCGGCACCCUCGUCGACAAGGCCGGCAUCGACAUGACCCUUGUUGGCGAUUCCCUCGCCAUGGUCGCUCUCGGAUACACCUCCACCUCCGAGAUCUCCCUCGAUGAAAUGCUUCACCACUGCAGAGCCGUCGCCCGUGGUACCCGUUCCAGUUUCCUCGUCGUUGACAUGCCCUUUGGCACCUACGAGACCAGCCCCGAACAGGCCAUUGCCAACGCUGUCAGGAUCAUCAAGGAAGGAAAAGCCGAGGCUGUCAAACUCGAGGGCGGUAAAGAAAUGGCUCCAACAAUCGCUCGGCUCACUCAGGUCGGCAUUCCAGUCCUUGGCCAUAUUGGUCUCACACCGCAGCGGCAGGCCAGUUUAGGUGGAUACAGGGUUCAGGGAAAGACAGUUGCCAAGGCAAAGGCUAUGAUCGACGAUGCUCUAGCGUUGCAGAAGGCUGGGUGUUACGCAAUUGUGUUGGAAGCGGUCCCAGAGCCGGUCGCACGGCACAUUACGAAUGUGCUCUCGGUGCCGACGAUUGGAAUUGGAGCUGGAGCGGGUUGUUCAGGCCAGGUCUUAGUGCAGCAGGAUAUGCUAGGACUUUAUGGUCGUGUGCCUCGGUUUUGUAAGACCUAUCGUAAUCUUGCAGAUGAGAUCGUAGGCGCGCUCAAGGAGUAUAGUGCGGACGUGAAAUCGGGCGCGUUCCCAGCUGAGGAACAUUGUUAUCCGAUGCCACAAGAUGAGCUGGAGCGGUUUUUGAGGAUGAUUGAUAGAGAGCAGGAGGCGAAGGCUGCUCAGGAGGAGAGCAUCAAGAAUGAGCGGAAGGUUGCUGGACAGUCUUUGAAUCUCUAA